GCAGCGGCGCGCGGCGAUUGGGCGAAAGGGGAGCAGGGGUGUAUGGUGCCGCGGGCAGACAACACCAAAACAUUAACAACAAGCAGUUUCUGCCGCUCGAAGCUAACUUCAGAGACUCUUUCCCACCUCCGGGGCGGACGCCGCAGAGAUUUCGGAUGUCACGAUGGCAGCAAAGUUCUCCAUCUCAGACAACGAUUCGGAGUCAUCCGAGGAGGUAGAGGGAGGAAGACUUGACCUGGCAGCAUCAGGAGGAGAAGGAGGAGGAGGAGGAGGGGGGCACCUUCAUGAUCGACAUGCCCUCACCCUGCCAGAGCUUCGACUUACAAGUAACGGGCGUACCAGGCUGAAUUCAGAGUCCACCGUUUCGACGUACUCCAGAGAUGAAGACCUCCCGCGGGAAGACGAGGCUGGAACCCCCACCGACGGGUUGGCCUUCAGGGGCCGAUCCAAGUCAGCCCCUCCGGCCUUGUGGGCCGCCAAGAAGUACGGCCAGCAGCUUCGGAGGAUGAGCGACGAGUUCGACAGCCUGCUGGAUAAAGGGGAGAUGAGGAAGGUGAGGAGCGCGGGGGCGACCAAACAGAUGCACCACUCCACGAGCUGGUGGAACUACCUCUUCAGCCACCCGGAGGCCGAAGGAGAGUACAGCCACCACGAAAGCCACCGCACCGAGUAGAGGAGGACUCUGUUGUGAUGAAGGACUCUGACGGACACCACAGGGGCAUCGAUGAAAGGGGAGAUCGUCCCGAUCGAAAACGAGAGGAAUCCGAACACUAAGACUGGGCUGUCCACCUUUAAACUCAUUUCUUUUAGAACAUGUUUGUCCUUCUUUGUAUUUGCUUUGACUGUGAUGUAAAAAAAAAACGCCCACAUGACUGAAAGUUUAGAUCUUUGACACAAUCAGCAUAUAAAAAUGACCAUCACAUAGAAGCGAUUGGAGGAGACGCCCGCCACGCCGUCAGAGGAAGUCAAAACUCCUCCUCCUAACGUCUUUUAUCUCCGUCUGGCACAGACAAGUGCUCGAUUUUGCAUCGUGAGCUCGUCCGAACAAUCGCGCGGCGGGACAAUCUUCGGCGAUGCACAAGUGCUUUCUGAGUAAAUCUUCAGGGGUUACAAACCUGCGUUCAAAAAGCACAAAUCCGAGAUCAUUCAGUGUAAAUACCUUGUGAAUAUUUUUAUGAAACGACAAGGGAGGGGCUUUAAAUAGAGGUUUUAUCAAAGAGGUUAGCGGGCGGUCCGGUGGGCGUGGCUAAUCCUUGCAAUAGGCUGUGUACAAUCCAUGGCUGUUGUGAUAAAUGUUACGAAGGACGAUUAAACUGCUGUUGACUCUGCAGUCCAAAGGAAGGGCUUUGAGAGUCGCAUUUAUAAGAAAAACUACUUAAAAAGAUCGGGGUUUCGAUGCUGAAUUCAGGAUGUGAAUAUUUUCUUUUAGUGUAAACAAACGAAAAAGAAAAAGGCUAGUUUGUCGGAUCGCUACAGCUGGAUUUGAUGUUUGUGUGUUGUGUUCUGCUGAGGAAGCGGGGAUCUGUAAACCUUUGAAAACGGUUCCUCGUUCGUUCUGCUCGCCGUCUUCCUCGAGUGGGGAAGUUCGCAGACCAAAUCGCAGCAUCGCGUUAUCUUUACUAACGCUCUUUUUAUAGCUUUUUUUUCCCUAAACUCUGGAACUCCAGACAAUCUGAACGGUGCUGCAUUUUUCUAAAAACGUUCUCAGCUGUCGUGAUUGAUGUGUUUCAUGCCACUACUCUGAUCUAUCUAAUCACUUCUUAAAGGACAAUAUUUGUACUCAUGAGCUGGUAGAGAUUACUCGCACUGUUUUUGGCUCUCGGGUGAACCUUUUCUUCUCGGGAGAUGAAUUGUCGCGUUAGAUGAAGCGCCUUUUUUGAACUUCACAGCCUUAAAUCUUUAUUAGGACGCUGAAGGGGGAAAGCACAAACUCUCGGAGGUGCGUUCACUGCCACAACGGCAAGGGAAACACUUUUGAUCGGCUCUUUAGCGGGCAGUGAAGCACGAACCUGCGCGGGCGCCUGGAGUUUUCCGAAACCAUCCUUAGUAUUACUUGAAUCUUUGAGUGUGUCUGGGAGGGGAAGAAAUGCAAUUUUAAUACAUUAAGUGGAUUUUUUUUUUAAAUAAUUUUUGUUUUUUUAAUGUAUUUUCUCUACAGCUGUCAAGCCUCUGCUAUAUGCUGUCUUUAAUAAAUGAUUCUAAGAGUG
Messenger RNA from Oryzias melastigma (Indian medaka), 2207 nucleotides. RefSeq names its product BCL2 associated agonist of cell death b (gene badb). Gene Ontology annotation, biological process: apoptotic process. The record is from RefSeq and is a predicted model, not a curated record. The transcript has 4 exons. Bases 164 to 673 code for a protein of 169 amino acids. NCBI's taxonomy places the organism in Eukaryota, Metazoa, Chordata, Actinopteri, Beloniformes, Adrianichthyidae.